AUGGUUUUGGCAUGUAGGAAUUCAAGGAAGACGAGUGGUCAGACCAGUGCAUUGGUCGUGGGCUGUGGGGGACUUGGCUGCGAAUUGGUCAAAAUACUCUCGCAAACAGGUGGAUUCCAGCUGACUCUGGUUGAUUUUGAUACAAUUGAUUUGACUAAUCUGAAUAGGCAGUUUUAUUAUACCAGGGAUGACAUUGGGAAGAGCAAGUCACAGAGACUCGCUAGCAAAGUUAAUUGCGCCUAUUUUUGUUCAAAAAUUGAGGAAGUUGACUCAAUUGAGUUUUAUAGGGGAUUUGGAGUUGUAUUCAACUGUCUUGAUAGUGACAGAGUCAGGUCACAUGUCAACAAGAUGUGCUACCUAUCACGAACUAGACUCAUUGAUGGUGCAUCUGGCGGAUGGCUUGGGUAA
Molecule: messenger RNA, 408 nt
Organism: Enterospora canceri
Lineage: Eukaryota; Fungi; Microsporidia; Enterocytozoonidae
Source: the annotation of a GenBank genome assembly